Messenger RNA from Oncorhynchus masou masou (cherry salmon), 3317 nucleotides. RefSeq names its product ephrin type-A receptor 4-like. Gene Ontology annotation, molecular function: protein binding; transmembrane-ephrin receptor activity; ATP binding. Gene Ontology annotation, biological process: axon guidance; protein phosphorylation; ephrin receptor signaling pathway. The coding region runs from base 6 to 884 and encodes 292 amino acids. The transcript is spliced from 7 exons. NCBI's taxonomy places the organism in Eukaryota, Metazoa, Chordata, Actinopteri, Salmoniformes, Salmonidae. The record is from RefSeq and is a predicted model, not a curated record. Gene Ontology annotation, cellular component: plasma membrane; dendrite.
CAGUGAUGAUUAUCACAGAGUACAUGGAGAAUGGUUCGUUGGAUGCAUUUCUGAGGAAGAAUGACGGGCGUUUCACAGUGAUCCAGCUGGUGGGCAUCUUGCGUGGCAUCGCGUCGGGCAUGAAGUACCUUUCUGAUAUGAGCUAUGUCCACAGAGACCUGGCCGCACGCAACAUCCUGGUCAACAGCAACCUGGUGUGUAAGGUGUCUGACUUCGGCAUGUCACGAGUCCUGGAGGACGACCCCGAGGCUGCAUACACCACCAGGGGAGGGAAGAUCCCCAUUCGCUGGACAGCCCCAGAAGCCAUUGCCUACAGGAAGUUCACCUCGGCCAGCGACGUGUGGAGCUACGGCAUAGUAAUGUGGGAAGUGAUGUCAUAUGGGGAGCGCCCAUAUUGGGACAUGAGUAACCAGGAUGUGAUCAAGGCCAUAGAUGAGGGGUACAGGCUUCCCCCGCCCAUGGACUGCCCCGUGGCACUGCACCAGCUGAUGCUGGACUGCUGGCAGAGGGAGAGGGGCGACAGGCCCAAGUUUGGCCAGAUCGUCAACAUGCUGGACAAACUGAUCCGGAACCCCAACAGCCUGAAGAGGACUGGAGGAGAGACCACACGACCCAGCACCACCCUCCUGGAGCCGGUCAGCCCGGAGGUGGCCUCGGCGCUGGGCUCUGUGGAGGACUGGCUGCAGGCCAUCGGCAUGGAGAGAUACAGCGACAACUUCACCGCAGCAGGAUACACCACCCCAGAGGCUGUGGUUCAUAUGACACAGGAGGACAUGGGCCGAAUUGGAAUCUCCUCAGCUGCACACCAGAAUAAGAUCCUGACCAGCGUCCAGGGAAUGCUCUCCCAAAUGCAACAGAUGCAAGGCAGAAUGGUUCCGGUCUGAUCAACGAGAAGGAAACGACUUCAUUUCUAACGGAUAAUACAAAUUAAAUAUCAAAAGACAAAUGAACAAUCAAAUUGUUUACCUCUUCCAUGCACUUUAAAUUGGAUUUAAAAGAAGAAGAAAAGAACAAGAAGAAGAAAAGUGGGAAAUAUGCACUUUUUAUCAGAUAUUAGACCUUGCCCUAUUGAGAACGGGAUAUUUUUACAGUCCGAGCAGCGCUGAGAACGGGAUGGAUGGAAAGCUUUUCCGAGAGGCCAACUGGAGUGCCUUCAAUGGUCUGGAAGGAAUUCAGAGGGGAUCGCUCCUCUAGGCAAGAGUAAUAUUUCUGGAAAGUUCUUUCUGGAAUACCCACAGAGCAGAUUUUUGUAUCGUAACUGUGUUCUGUCCUGUGUGUAUGACUUGUUCUCUGUGACUCGCUGCCAUAUCCUCGAUUGUCUUUUCUUUACGUUCGAAUACCAACAGACAAAAUGGAGGAUUCCAACCUCAAGAUAAACACUGAUGUUCUAAAUCUGAGCGGUUGAGGGAGGGAGGGAUGGAGGAGGGAGGGGAAGGGGGUUCUGUGUUUUUGCUCUGUUCUGGUCUUGUUUUGUCCAAGAUUGGGCUGUUUUGUUGCCCUCUGGACAUUUUCUCAGAAUGUCUUUGAUCUAAAGAGGUGCAUUCCUACCCCUUGUCCUCCCGAACCACCAUCUCAUCCCUCCUCAAACAUCUUUCAUCACCCCUUUUGGAUUACAGCCCGCCCCCCUGGGCCUGAUUAUUGCUCUAUGUUAUUUGACGGACAGCUGUUUGGACCAGUUGGAUUCUUACUGUGUAUUUGUUUCCUGAAUGUGGAACUGAGAGCAAAGGAGUAUGGGAUUUAUUUGGGCACGACUGUGCACUACUGCGGAGAGAUGGAUAUGUAACAAAACAACAAUGACAACGACAUCAAAAUAAACAAGAGAAUACAUGCUGGACAUUAUUCAAUCAUCAAUCACAAUGCUGCCACCGCCUUUCGUCAACAGAAUUCCUCCCUCUCUCCAUGACCAGAAUUCCUCCUCUUCUCCUUGGAGUCUCCUCCAACUCCAUCUCUCCAUGACUGGCACGUUCACUGUUCGGCGUCGCUCCAUUUUUCAGAACGGACAAACAGACUAGCGAUCCAUGACCACCAUCAACAGCUUACGAAAACAAUAUGAAUGAUUCAGCAACGCUUAAAAACAUUUAAAUAAUGUAAUAUAAACUAGACCCUGCUCCAGCAGACAAUGUACUUGUUUUAUGAAUUUUUAAGUUUAUUUUCCUUUGUGUUUUUGGUUUGCAUGUAAAGUGAGCAUGUGGUAGUGUGUUGAGUGUGUAUGUGUGUGUGCUUGAGUGAGGGAAUGAGUGUGUAUUUGUGUUUGAGUGAGUGAGUGAGUGAGUGAGUGAGUGAGUGAGUGAGUGAGUGAGUGAGUGAGUGAGUGAGUGAGUGUGUCUGUAUGAGUGUCUAUGAUGUCUUCAAAAUAAUCUCAAUAGUUGUCUGUUUUUAUGCUACAGUGGAGGGGGUUUACAGAUUUGUUUUUGGAAUUUCAUGACCUGCUUUGUGUGGACAAAAACAAUGUAAAGUGUGCCACUACUCCAGCUCUGUCAAUCCUCUUCAGCAACAGCAUUUAAAGAGUUUUGAUGUUUUCAACACACCCUUAUCUGCAAUGGCUUUAGUAGUGGGGUCCAGUGGAAUAUAUAGACAAUAGCCUCCUGUACUGACAGAAACACAGGACAGAUGGACAGUCAGCGGCAUAGGUUCUCUCAUUAGAAAGCAGAUUGGACUCCCCGAGCUGAAGAAAAAUCUUUCUGGAUUUUGAGCAGGGGAUGUAUGUAGUCAACAAGGACUUGAUGCUGAAAAAGGUGAUAAGAAGGGAAUAUCAUUGAUCUCGUUUCAUUUAGAUGUUUCAGAUAUGCACCAAAUGACAGUCAGGUUACAUUCAAAGGACUUAAAAAAUAUAUACAAAUUAUACAAUCGUUAUCGAAUGUUUUUCCGAUCAUAUGUGAUGGUUGACAUACUACAGAUUCCUCCGUCCUCCAUACCAGCCCAGCUCAAUGAUCUUCUCUUUGCUGAAGUGGGGUUUUAAUCCGUCAACGACCUGUCAUGGGGAAAUAUGCAAGAAGUGUGAGGAAAGGGAAACAGAAUGUACUGUAUAGUACUUUUACAUUUAGUUUAUGAUGAAACAACCUAAGAAAACACACAUUAAGGUUUGUCAUUGUAUGCCUCCUGAUACCAUUUGAUCCAGCCAUGUAGACCUAACAUUCUUUUAAUCUUGUUUUUGUUGUUGUAAUAUUUUGAUUUGAUUUUUGGUCAUUUGUUUUAUUUUGUCAAGGAUUUUAGGUACAUGUAACUUAUGUCAUUAUUUAUGGUCUUUUAUAUCUAGUUUGUAAAAUGAAGGGUUGCCAUGUGGUGCAUUCUUAUUAAAGUAGAAACCAUCAAACUGG